GACUCUCAUGUCUAUGACUGACGUUGAACAUUUCCUAAUUCGAUCUAAAUCCUCUGAAGAAAAAAUCUAUGAAGAAGUUAGCGAGAAGAUGGCGGAGAACUCGCGGCGACGACGAAGAUGAUGAUGAUAAGCUCGCCCUUCCUACUUUUGACGACAUCGAUUCUCGGCCUAUCGAUACGCAAGAGCAAGAAGAGUACGUCAGGUCGCUCGAAGAAGCUCACGCUCAGCAAAGUCGUCAAUGGAAGAGCGUGUUCGCCGUUCUUCUGGUUUGCUACGGAGCUUUCCUCUUCUACUCCAGUUUUCAGCAGUUCAUGUCACCGUGGGAGCUGCGGUAUCAUGCCUACUUCAUGGAAGAUCUUAAGUCGUGGAUGGUCAUUUCAGCUGAGUGGAUUGCUAUCAUGGCUUGCUGCCUCUCAAUUGUGGGGCUACUAGAUAAGAAGAAUGAUCAUAGGAGGUGGUUUUGGUACUCUUGUGUUCCCGGAUCUGCAUUGGCCAUCUUUUGGAUUUACUACUUACUGAGGCUUCCGAAGUUCCGGUGGGAUGCUAUAUGGCUUCUAUUUGGUCCCCUUUGCGGAGCUGGAAUUUGUCUAUACGUGGAUCAUCUACUGGAGGAAUCAUCUGAAGAAGUGAAAAAACUAAGGAACUAUAUGUAUGCAUACAAAGCAAGGUAGAGAUAAAAGUCAUUCCAAUACACUUGAGAGUAACUCUGUGAUGGCAACAGUGCAAGUUUUGACUAAAAACAGAAUGAUUCUGAAUAAUCUCUCAUUAUUGACGCAAAACUAUAGAUUCCAUGUCAAUCACGAGAGAUUUGUCUAUAAUCUCUCUUAUAAGUUUUUA
Brassica napus (rape) is the source of this 837-nucleotide messenger RNA. RefSeq lists its product as uncharacterized. The record is from RefSeq and is a predicted model, not a curated record. The coding region runs from base 69 to 671 and encodes 200 amino acids. The transcript is spliced from 7 exons. NCBI's taxonomy places the organism in Eukaryota, Viridiplantae, Streptophyta, Magnoliopsida, Brassicales, Brassicaceae.